AUGUCGUCCUCCGUGGUAACUCCGGAAGAGUCGCCCCAGGAUAGCACCCCGCGCACCAAGAAGGCGUGUGACUUGUGCCGCAAUCGAAAAGUAAAGUGCCGGGUUUUGGAGUCUCAGGUGGACUGCGAGGGUUGCCGAGAACUCGGACUCAGCUGUACGCGGGACAAGCCCAGGAGGAGAAGAGGCCCGCUCAAUCGUCACGCUUUGGCUCAGUUGCAUGCUGCCUCGCCAAAUGACCAAGUAUGCACUCCAGCGCCGAGCCUAUCACCGCUUCCUACUCCUCAGACUCCGGUCACGGUAAGAGAGACUAGGAGCGACAAGACCAAAGCUCCCGCGCGGUCGGUCAACUCGAUAUUGGAAUUGCUUGGCCCACUCCCACUCAUACAGCGAGUCCUCAAUGAUUGGUUCAAGUUCGUUCAUCCUCUCGCCCCAGUCUUGCACCGACACCACCUCCUGCAUCGAAUGCAUACCCAUGGCGAAGAUGUGGACCCUGUUUUUGCGGCUCUGAUUCUGUCCGUAUGCUCGGUAACAGUCUCGACUUUGCGUCGUAAGAGUUUUGAACAGUACCCAGCUAUUACGGUGGAGAAAUGCAUCGGCAUUAUUGAGGACGAGAAUUUGUUACAGCCUCAGCCGUAUACCCUUGACUGGUGCAUCACUUGGUACAAUAUCGCCUCGGCGCUCCUCGUCGAUCAUGGGCCCGAGGAUUUUCGAGUCUACCGGGGGAUAAAGGAGGCCAUGACAAGUGUUACGUAUCUUCUCUGUUUCAAGGGAGGCGACGGCCAUUCAGAACAGGACAAGGAGAUGUUAAAGCGCUUAUACUGGUUCCUCUUCAUGUGGCAAGUAGGGGCUGAGCUCAGAGGACAGCCUCACCUCACAUUUCUUCCUUUCAAUCAAGAUCUGGAACAUUUGAGGCCAAAACCCAUACUUGAUCGUGAUCUGUACCCUUCCUCAACCCCCAAGGACUACGCGCCCAAUUGGCCCGAAGACGAAAUUCCCUUCAUCCCUGGACUCAAUAGUUUGAUUGACAUAUUCCUCAUAUGGGAAAAGGGCAAGGUGGACAUCGCGACCAAACCACCCGAAGAGGUACUUACGCGUGCAAUGGAGCGUAUCCAAACCGCUCUCGACGGUCUCCGCCCGGAAUUGCGGUGGCGAGGUGGGCUCACUCGGUUCCCACGGGGAGCUUGGGGUCACGAGGUCCAGAUGGUCAAUAUUCUGAUCACGGCACUCUCCAUCAAGUCCAAUUUCCUGCAGCACCUGGGCUCCCUGCUUCCCGGGAUCACGCAUCAAGAUAUUGUCAGUGACGUACUUGAAAUUCUCAAUCACCUCCCACAGCCAGUUUUUGAAACGAAUGGAUGCGCGGCAGUGCACAAGAUCCGAGAUAUUGGGUCAGCGUAUUUAGCUGAGCUUCGGAUCGGAUCAGGGGUAGUGGUUGGAGACAACCAGGCUCAGGAGAAGGUGUACCAGCUAUUGAACAAGCUUGAUAGUCUAGAUUUCCGGCCUUAUGCGGAGAGUGUGGAGGUAAUCAUGGCUGCCAACGAAUCUCAUUCUCAGGCAGGAGCUUUGGGCAGCCUCCGUGAUUUCGACGACACGGUAAACGCACUUGAAGGUCUUGUCCAUGCAGACUGCCCCCGCAGCCCUGAAUGGAUAACGUCGGCGGCGGCUCUUGUCGACCUAUAUCAUACCAAAUUCGAGCUCACUGGGGAAUUACAAUAUCUGAGUCUUGCAAUCAGUCUUGGUGAAGAAUGCGCUAUGACUAUGACAUCGCAUCAAGCAGGCCGCUUUUAUCAUCUGGCGAAUUGGCUGGUCGACAGAUACUAUCUCGAAAGCAAUUUUUUAGACCUCAACAGCGCCUCUAAUUAUAUCCAAAAAGCCAUCGAAGCCAUCACCCAAGACCAUCAAAUCUGGAGUCCGUGCCUUAUGACGAAUUCACGUGUUCUGAAGGCCGUUUAUGACCAUAAUAUGGAUGUGACUAAUCUGGAAGUGGCAGUCAAGGCUUCUAGAAAGGCGGCCAAUUCAACGAAAUCAGGGGACAUAAAUCGGCUUGCUGCUCUGACUAAUUUAGCUUCAUUGCUUCAGGACUGGUAUUUGGAAACUCGCUCAAUAUUAGAACUCGAUGAAUCGAUCAAAGUUGGCGAGGAAAUUCUUUCACUUAUGCCUGGUGACGAUCAACAAAGACUUUCAUAUGUCAACUAUUUGUCUCUGAGUAUCAGAAACAAAGCACUUACCGCGGGUCUAGCCCAAGAGCUUGAUAAGUCUAUAUCACUCUUGCGAGAAGCUUUGGCCAUAACCACAAGAAGCACCUUGACUAGAAGAACGUGUUUGCAAAACCUCGGACUGUUUCUCUACGACAGAUACACUAUGAAAAAAUCGACCAGUGACCUUGAUGAAUCUAUUCAGAUUUGCAAGGAUGAGGUGGACGCACUGCCGACCGACGACCCAAUGCUCGUUGCUUCUUUAAUGAAUUUCAGGCUUCGCCUAGGCAGGAAGUAUUUCGAAGACAGGAAUGUUGAAAAUGCAAGGAAUCUUGUCAUCGCAACUCGAAGAACAAUCAAAAUAAUACCAAAGGGGAGCCCGGACUACACAGACCUUCUAAUUGAUCUUGGCUCAGAGAUGUAUAGGCUACAAAUCCUUACGUGUCAGAGGUCAGACUUAGAGGAGGCAAUUAAUGCGCUUACAAAGACCCAAAAAUUAGAACAUCACCAUACGCCUAACAAGCCACUUCGCCUUCAGUUGCUUUGUGAUCUUUUCCGUGAGAGGUUUCUGCAGCGAGGACAAAUGUCUGAUAUUCUUGAAGCUGUACAGGCUGGACGAAGAUCUAUUGAUAACACAAGCAAAGAUGACCCUAGGCUACCGGAAAGGCUUUUUGCCUUGGGGGCUGUAUAUCAAGUCCUAUAUCAGCGGUAUAGGAACAACAAGCACUUUGAGACCUCAGUACAAUUGGCUCGUGAAGCUAUAGACGCAACUGCCAAGCACGACAGCCAAAGGUUUCGAUUUCAGAGCAGUCUUGCUCAAUGGCUGGGGCAGAAAUAUUCUGUCAGUGACUCGCUUCAUGCUAUUAACGAGGUGAUAGAGCUCGGUUCAGAAUCUGGAGGGUCUAUUUUCAUUGGGCAUUCAGACAGAACAUUUCGUACGGAAGCGCUAACAGAUCUUUUGUCUCAUCGAUCCCAGUUGGAAGGACAGGAUAAAGAUCUAGACCACGCUAUCAGUAUCGCCCAAGAGGAUGCUAGUUCCACAGAGGUGAGCCCUCCAGAUCGCUCAUCACGGCUACUUCGUGUGGGAUCGUUGCUGUAUCGGAGAUACCAACGAGCUGGCGACGAAGGCUCAUUAGAGUCUGCAAUUCAACUCUUGCGGGAGGCAAGAAAAGAAGCACCAGACCUUUCCGAUAUCCAAGCUGAAGCCUCCGCUCGACUCUCAUCUCUCCUUACCGCUCGGUAUGACAGGAUGGGAGAAUCAAGCGACUUGCGUGAAGCCUCGGGUCUGAUAUCAGAAAGUAUUAAUGAAACUCCUCAAGGGCACUCAUUGAUGCCUGAAAGGCUCAUGAUCAAAGCAAAUAUAGCUUUUCUUCAAUUUUCAAAUACCUGGAAACGGGAGGAUGUGGAAGAAGCGAUUCAUCUUGGACAACAAGCCGUCUCCGCCAAUUCACAGCAUGGGAGUAGUAGACGAUGGAUGAUGGCCACGCUCAGCAAUUUUUUCAUUAACAAAAGUUACAUCACACGGGACGUUUCUGAUGUCGAUAUCGCAAUCCGGCUUCAACGAGAUGCUCUCAAAGAACUUUCAGUUCAUGACAGAGAGUUCCCAAGUUUCGCCACAAACCUGGCAUCAUGUCUUUCGCGGCGAUCGGGCCAUAUAUCGAACGCCGAAGAUUUAAACGAGUCCAUCCAGCUCUCUCGGGACGCACUGAGUGGUAUAAACCCAAGUGAUCCUCAGAAAGGGGGCUAUCUUUUCAAUCUUGGCAAUCACCUUCAUUCUCGCUACCUUAAGCUGGGAGGAUUUGCGGACCUAGCAGAAGCGAUCAGUUUAGGACAGGCGGCUAUUAAAGAAGGCAAUUUCGACAUUCCUCAUCACGCUCAGUGUCUGGAUCAGCUUUCGGAGUGGGUCGGCCAUCGAUAUGAAAGGGCGAACGACAUCUCUGAUCUCAGAAAAGCGAUUGAUUUGGCCCAAAAAGCCGUCAAGAUGACUCGGAAAGGACAAUAUGUCAUGAGCUUUAGGUUAAAUAUACUCACAAAGAAUCUCUACGAAUUAUAUAGGAUCACCAAUUUGGAAUCUGAUCUCCAUGAAGUCGUGGUAAUGGCUCGAAAGGGAAUACAGCAGGCUGUGGAGAAUUCGCGGAUGACUGCUCUAAAUCUAAUGGGCGCCAUCAUGAUAUCGAAGUACGACAACAUGAAAAAUGUGAUUGAUCUUGACAGCGCUAUUAAUCACAUCCGCAAAGCUAUCGACGUAGCAUGGAAGGAGCAAAUCCCAGGUUACUUGAUAAAUCUGGCGGUGGCAUGCCGGAAGAAGUACAUGCAUGUUCACCAAAAGGAGGCUCUAGAUGAGUGUGUAAGGUGCCUCAAAGCUGCAAUUGGGCAUCCAGAUAUAUCACUGGUACUCAAAUUGUAUGCACAAAGAGAACUUUUAAAAGUAUUCGCCGACAAUCUACGGUGGGAAGAGGCCUUGGAGGUCGCAGAAUCUGCGAUCUAUUCUAUCCGACCAUUACUAUUCGGCUCAUUUGAGAGCUUUGAUAGGCAGCACUUGCUCCGUCAUGUUUCGGGUUUGGGCUGCGAAGCUGCAUCAGUGGCAUUAGGAUCUUGUAAGGGCGAGGUAACAGCCUUACAAUUCCUCGAACAAUGCCGUGGUGUACUCACAACAUCAGUUCAUGAUAUGCGGAAGAGGAUACCGGAGCUCGAGAGAGAACAUCCGGAACUGGCUCAAAGAUUGUUUGAGGUGAAGCGGCUAUUUAAAACAGUAGGCAUCGGAAAACAAGGAGGCCAACUUCGGCAUUUCUCUGAACCGAGCACGGACAAGAUUUUCGACGAAGUUCUCUCCGAUAUCAGAAAGCAUCCUACAUUCGACAAUUUUCUACUCCCGCCUACCGAAUCCAUGAUGAAAACUGCCGCCCGUCAUGGUCCCAUUGUUGUUGUGAAUGCCAGCCUAAUCCGAUGUGACGCAAUAAUCAUAGAGAGUUGCGAAGUACGAUCUAUUCCUUUAUCAGGACUCGAGUUAGAUGAAAUUACGAGCAAGGCACAAAUGGACCUAGGGAGCACGCCAGUUUUAGAAUGGCUAUGGGACACGAUUGCUCGCCCAGUCUUUGAUGCCAUUGGGGUGAAUGAGCGCUUGAAGGCCGACGGCAACUGGCCACAUAUUUGGUGGUUCAUCAGUCCGAAUGUUGAUCUCGGGAUCCGACUCUCCGCCAAUCGCCUCACCGGCUGUGAAGGCAGCUCUGCUCGUAUCUAUGGAGAAUACCCCUGGAUGCAGUAG
Molecule: messenger RNA, 5457 nt
Organism: Clonostachys rhizophaga
Lineage: Eukaryota; Fungi; Ascomycota; Sordariomycetes; Hypocreales; Bionectriaceae
Source: the annotation of a GenBank genome assembly